Molecule: messenger RNA, 3201 nt
Organism: Diplodia corticola
Lineage: Eukaryota; Fungi; Ascomycota; Dothideomycetes; Botryosphaeriales; Botryosphaeriaceae
Product: dna repair protein rad4
Exons: 4
Coding region: 1-3201 (1066 amino acids)
Biological process (GO): mismatch repair; nucleotide-excision repair
Cellular component (GO): XPC complex; nucleus; nucleotide-excision repair factor 2 complex
Molecular function (GO): damaged DNA binding; single-stranded DNA binding
Source: RefSeq, a predicted model, not a curated record
AUGGCGAGAGCAAAGGCCAAGCUGAGGGGUCCAGCCGGGCCACCCAGGGCACCGCGAAGGUCAACCAGAAACAAGCAAUUGGAUGAUGCGCCUCCCGAUGCCGUCCCCGACGUGUUUCGAGAGAUGCUCUCGGAGGCUGAAUCUGAUAGAGCCGAACAUGUCCGUCCUCUGAAAAAACGCAAGGUCGAACAGCCCGUCGAUGAAUCCGCCUCGCCGGUGCCGCCGGCUGCUGUUGACCGGGGAAGUAGCAAUGGGCCAGAAGAGGAUACGCCCAAGCUACAGACCAUAAUCGACGAGUCUGAGUCGGACGAUAGCGAUAUGGAUUGGGAGGAUGUGGAUCUAGACCAGAAAAGCGCCGAUGCUGUCCUGCCGCCGCUCACGAAAGCCCAGGCAGAGGAGACUCUUCAGAUAGAGAUAGGCAACGAUGACACAAAGAACAAGCCGGAAAGAGCCCGUAGGAAAGCAGCCACUGCCGCCGAAAGGGCUGUGAAGCUCCACAUCCACAAAAUGCAUCUUCUGUGUCUGUUGUACAACUCGCAUAUUCGCAACGCAUGGUGCAAUGACGACAAGGUCCAGUCUUCUUUGAAGAGAUUUCGAAGCGCUAGAAUCAUUGAUCUGUUCGCACCCGAUCCAAAUCAAUCACAAUUCGCGGCCUCCAAAGCCUUCACUGACGGUCUUCACCUUGUGAAAGAAGCGUGGAAAAGGUUCAAAAUCACAUCUGUAGGGCUAAGGCGAGCGAGAUGGGCUCAAUAUACCAAGGAUCUUGAAGGCUUCAGAAUUCCUGCAAACGCAGACCCGGUCAUGGAUGCCUCAGACUUCCGCAAGGCUGCUGUUGCCUUCGAAGGAUCGCCGGAUACCGGUGCAAUGCUUUUUUGCGCCUUUCUCAGAGCCCUUGGGGUGGAUGCUCGAUUGGUCUGCUCUCUUCAACCGCUUCCAUUUGCCGGCGCUCAGCCUACCCCAGCGUCAUCCACCCAUGAUCAAGGCAAAACCGUAUAUGCAGAUGACCACAGCGACGAAAAGAUGACGCCGAGCCCGAAAGCCACGCCACUUAGGAGGAUCACAAGAAUUGGACGACCUGGACUGAAUUCAUCAUCCUCUCGCCAAGCAGUUACUCCGUCACCUGUGAAACCAACCAAGGCAAUUCCCCAUCCUCGAUACCCAGUAUUCUGGGUCGAAGCCUUCAAUCCUGCGCAACAGAAAUGGAUUACAGCUGAUCCAAUCGUCACCGGCACCAUUGCAAAACCGUCUCGUCUCGAGCCACCAUUAAACGAUCCCGACGUUAGCAUGACAUACGCCGUAGCCUUCGAGGACAAUGGUGUUGCGAAAGACGUUACCCGCCGAUAUGCAAAAGCGUACAAUGCAAAGACCAGAAAAUCGCGCGUCGAGUCCACCGAGAAUGGAAGUCGUUGGUGGAGAAAGGCUAUGAAGCUUUUUAAAAGAAAAACAAUACUGGACAGAGACCAGGUCGAAGACGCCGAGCUUUCCCGUCGCGAGGCCCAGGAGGAAAUGCCCAGGAAUGUGCAAGACUUCAAAGACCACCCGUACUACGUCCUCGAGCGCCAUCUCAAGCACAACGAAGUCAUCCACCCCAAGCGCGAAUGCGGCCAAGUCAACGUCGGCACCGCGGCCAACACCAACCUCGAAUCCAUCUACCGCCGCCGCGACGUCCACCAGCUCAAAUCCGCCGACAAGUGGUACCGCCUCGGCCGCGAGAUCAAGCCGGGCGAGCAGCCCCUCAAGCACGCCAAACCGCGCCGUUCGAGACAACAACAGCGCCUCCCCCCCUCCCCCUCCGACGACAACAACGCCAACGACGAAGCCGGGGACGCCCUCGGCGCCGCCCUCUACGCCCCCUUCCAAACCACGCUCUACAUCCCGCCCCCUUGCGUCCGCGGCCGCGUCCCCCGCAACGCCUUCGGCAACCUCGACGUCUACGUCCCGUCGAUGGUGCCGCCCGGCGGCGCGCACGUACGCGACCCGCGCGCCCGCCUCGCCGCGCGCCUGCUGGCGGUCGACUUCGCCGACGCCGUCACGGGCUUCACGUUCCGCGGCCGCCACGGCACCGCCGUCGUCGAGGGCGUCGUCGUGGCGGAGGAGUGCGCGGACGCGGUGCGCGCGGUGCUGGACGGCCUGGCGGACCUCGCGGCGGAGCGGGAGAGGGAGAGGAAGGGGAGGGAGGCGGUGAGGCUGUGGAAGAGGUUCUUGCUGGGGCUGAGGGUGCUGGAGAGGGUGGGGGAGUAUGCGAGCGUGGAGGAGAGGAGGGAGAGGGAGAGGGCGAUGAGGGAGAGGGUGGAGGUGGAGGAGCGGGAGGAGGAAGAGAGGAGGAUGGCGGUGGAGGAGAGGAGGGUGGCGGAGGAGAAGGGAAGAGUGGCGGAGGAGAUGGCGGGCGGGUUUUUGCUGGCCGAGGGCGCGGGGGAGGCGCCGGCGCAGCCGACGGCGGGGAGGAUGCUGGCGGUCGCGGAUGGGUAUGGCGAGGGGGGGUACUAUGACGGUGAUGGCGGCGGCUUCUUACCUGAUGAAGGAGGGGACGAGGAGGACGAUGCCAACGAUGAGCCGAUAGGUGGAGGUGGGUUCGUUCCGGAGGACGGAGGUGGCUCUGUCCCAGAGCACGGAGGCGGAUUUAUUACUGGUGGCGGCCGCGACUUUAUUCCUGAAAGUGGUGGUGAAUUCUCUGCAGAAGAUGGCGGAGGCUUCCUGCCCACCGAGGGUGGAAGCUUCAUCCCGGACGAAGAAGAUGGAGGUGGUGGUUUCGUGAGAGAAGAUACGAAUCCUGAGCUAGGUGCUCGCCAUACUUCAUCGGAGCAGCGGAAAUCCCAGCAAGAACAGAAGGAUGAAGCAGAGACUUUCCCGGCAGGCCCCACGUCCCCAGAGACAAUGGACAUCUAUGACGAGGCGGACCAGCAACAUGUGUCAGCUGAAGAACAGGAUGAAGCAUCUCAGCCGACUGCAGCUGUUGCUCAAGAGUUGGAAUCGGUGUUAGAUGCUCGGCCACAGCGGAGCAUCCCUGGUGUUCAGCUGGAUUUGGCAGGCGCUGUGCAAUCAUCAAAGGUAGAAGCACAAUCGCCUGAGAAGGUCACAGGAAUGGCGGAGGAUGAGAAAGCAUCUUCGGCAGAUGAUGACAAGGAUUCAUUGCCCUCGCACGAUCCAGAGGAUGAAGAUGCAGAGCCAGAGUGGUUGGCGGAGGAGGUAGUGAGUGAUUGA